Messenger RNA from Gavia stellata (red-throated loon), 2125 nucleotides. RefSeq names its product activin A receptor type 2A (gene ACVR2A). Gene Ontology annotation, cellular component: plasma membrane; activin receptor complex. The transcript is spliced from 12 exons. Gene Ontology annotation, molecular function: activin binding; activin receptor activity; ATP binding. Gene Ontology annotation, biological process: protein phosphorylation; cellular response to growth factor stimulus; activin receptor signaling pathway. Bases 235 to 1785 code for a protein of 516 amino acids. Lineage: Eukaryota; Metazoa; Chordata; Aves; Gaviiformes; Gaviidae. The record is from RefSeq and is a predicted model, not a curated record.
AACACGGUUCCAAAUAUAUCCACCCCUCAACCCGGCUUCUCGCUAGAAAGAGCCGGAGGGAGGUCGUCAGUGUCUAAAGAAAUCUGAAUUUACUGUUUUAUGAACACUGUCUGCUGCAGAAAUGUUGCUGUAGAUUGCUUUAUAACGGUUCAGCAAGAAGGGAGGUUUUCCAGCUUGCAGGACCCAGGAAACUGGAUACUUAAAGUCACUUAAAUGUUUUAACAGCGUUGGAAAAUGGGAGCUGCUACUAAGUUGGCGUUCGCUGUUUUUCUUAUCUCUUGUUCUUCAGGUGCCAUACUUGGCAGAUCAGAAACACAAGAGUGUAUCUACUACAACGCUAAUUGGGAAAAAGAUAAAACAAAUCGCAGUGGUAUUGAACCUUGUUAUGGUGAUAAAGAUAAAAGACGACACUGUUUUGCUACAUGGAAGAAUAUUUCUGGAUCAAUUGAAAUUGUGAAGCAAGGUUGCUGGCUAGAUGACAUCAAUUGUUAUGACAGGAAUGAUUGCAUAGAGAAGAAAGACAGCCCUGAAGUGUUUUUCUGUUGUUGUGAAGGCAAUAUGUGUAAUGAACGCUUUUUCUAUUUUCCAGAAAUGGAGGUCACGCAACCAACUUCCAAUCCUGUUACACCUAAGCCACCUCUGUUCAAUACCUUGCUUUAUUCAUUGGUGCCUAUAAUGGGAAUUGCAGUGAUUGUGCUCUUUUCGUUUUGGAUGUACAGACAUCACAAGCUAGCGUAUCCUCCACCAUAUUUUUUUUUAAAUCUUCAAGAGGAUCCUGGACCACCACCACCUUCACCGUUGAUGGGUUUGAAGCCAUUGCAGUUACUAGAGAUCAAAGCUAGGGGAAGAUUUGGAUGCGUAUGGAAAGCUCAACUACUAAAUGAGUACGUUGCGGUCAAAAUAUUCCCUAUUCAGGACAAACAGUCAUGGCAGAACGAAUAUGAAAUUUACAGUUUACCUGGAAUGAAGCAUGAGAAUAUUUUGCAGUUCAUCGGUGCAGAGAAACGAGGCACUAGCAUUGAUGUCGAUCUCUGGUUAAUUACAGCAUUUCAUGAAAAGGGUUCAUUAACAGACUUUCUCAAGGCUAAUGUGGUUUCUUGGAAUGAGCUAUGUCACAUUGCUCAAACUAUGGCUAGAGGCUUGGCUUACCUUCACGAGGAUAUACCAGGGCUAAAAGACGGGCAUAAACCUGCCAUCUCACAUAGGGACAUCAAAAGCAAGAAUGUGCUGCUGAAAAAUAACCUUACCGCUUGUAUUGCUGAUUUCGGUCUAGCUCUAAAGUUCGAGGCUGGAAAGUCUGCAGGGGAUACACACGGACAGGUUGGUACACGAAGGUAUAUGGCUCCUGAGGUACUAGAAGGUGCUAUAAACUUCCAAAGGGAUGCGUUUUUGAGAAUAGAUAUGUAUGCCAUGGGAUUAGUCCUCUGGGAACUGGCAUCCCGCUGUACUGCCUCAGAUGGCCCAGUAGAUGAGUACAUGUUGCCAUUUGAAGAAGAAAUUGGCCAGCAUCCCUCCCUUGAAGACAUGCAGGAAGUUGUAGUUCAUAAAAAGAAGAGACCUGUGUUAAGAGAGUGUUGGCAAAAACAUGCUGGAAUGGCGAUGCUUUGCGAAACGAUAGAGGAGUGCUGGGAUCACGAUGCGGAAGCCAGGUUGUCAGCGGGUUGCGUAGAAGAACGGAUUAUUCAGAUGCAAAAAUUAACUAACAUUAUCACAACAGAGGACAUUGUGACUGUGGUCACAAUGGUGACAAACGUUGACUUUCCUCCCAAAGAAUCCAGUCUAUGAUAGUUGCACUGGUCAUGUAACUGACCGCCAGGACUCUUCACUGGAGCUGCUAACGCUAACGGGACUGCUUACGUCAUUACUGUUUUCUGUGUGAAAAGAAUGGUAAGUCUCUCUGGAACAUCACCAAGAGGUGUUUUCCCUUUAUUUCCCCUUCCUCCUCCCCAACAUGGAUCCAUGAGACUUUUUGCAUUCCCUGCUUACACCUGAAGGACAUGUGACUGAGGAACGGUAACAUGCGGCUAAGGAACUUACAUGAAGAAUACGGACCUGAACUGGCUAAUCAAGCGUUUUAAAAACUGACAUCAGAUUUCUUAAUACCUGUCGGAGAGACUAAUUCCUU